UGCGGGCAGGCGGCGCCCCGAGGCAUCUGGAUAAUCACCCCCUUGAAGACAUCCCCGCCAUCCUGCCUUCCUCCCCGGUCAUUGCCCGACCUCCCUCCAUUCUCCAUCUUCCCAGACCCUUUGUGCUGUUCCUGACGGGAUCUGAUUUACUGUGGACCCCUCCCCUUCCCCAUCUGCCCCCCCCACUGUCCCCUUACCAUGCGCCCCCUUUGUCCCUGCUGGUCCUGCUACUGUCUGCUCCUGAUUUCCUCCUUGGGAGUCCAGGGGACCCCAGUGGCUCCCAGGGCUGACCCUGAGCAAGUCCACCUCUCUUACCCAGGUGAGCCGGGCUCCAUGACUGUAACCUGGACCACAUGGGUCCCCACCCCGUCCGAAGUGCAGUUCGGACUGCAGCUAACGGGCCCCCUGCCCCUCCGGGCUCAGGGCACCUUCAGCCGCUUUGUGGAUGGGGGCCUUCUCCGGCGGAAGCUCUACAUACACCGGGUCACGCUGCGGGAACUGCUGCCAGGGGUCCAGUAUGUUUACCGCUGUGGCAGUUCUCGGGGCUGGAGCCGUCGGUUCCGUUUCCGGGCGCUGAAGAAUGGUCCCCACUGGAGCCCCCGUCUGGCUGUGUUUGGGGACCUGGGGGCUGACAACCCGAAGGCCUUCCCACGGCUGCGCAGGGACACCCAGCAGGGCAUGUACGAUGCUGUUCUCCAUGUGGGAGACUUCGCCUACAACAUGGAUCAGGACAAUGCUCGAGUCGGGGACAAGUUCAUGCGGCUCAUUGAACCCGUGGCCGCCAGCCUGCCCUAUAUGACGUGCCCUGGGAAUCACGAAGAACGCUACAACUUCUCUAACUACAAGGCCCGCUUCAGCAUGCCAGGGAACAGCGAAGGCCUGUGGUACAGCUGGGAUCUGGGCCCUGCGCACAUCAUCUCCUUCUCCACCGAGGUAUACUUCUUCCUCAGUUACGGUCACCACCUGGUAGAGAGACAGUUCCACUGGCUGGAGAGUGACCUCCAGAAAGCCAAUAAGAACCGGGCAGCCCGGCCGUGGAUCAUUACCAUGGGCCACCGGCCCAUGUACUGUUCCAAUGCUGAUUUGGAUGACUGUACAUGGCAUGAAAGCAAGGUUCGCAAAGGCCUCCGUGGCAAGUUCUUUGGGUUGGAGGAUCUUUUCUACAAAUAUGGGGUCGACCUACAGCUGUGGGCUCAUGAGCACUCCUACGAACGCCUGUGGCCCAUUUACGACUACCAGGUAUUUAAUGGCAGCCGAGAGAUGCCCUACACCAACCCUCGAGGCCCGGUCCACAUCAUCACAGGAUCUGCCGGCUGUGAGGAGCGGCUGACCCCCUUCUCCCUCUUCCCGAGGCCCUGGAGCGCCGUGCGCGUGAAGGAGUACGGAUACACGCGGCUACAAAUCCUCAACGGGACCCACGUGCACAUCCAGCAGGUGUCAGAUGACCAGGACGGGAAGAUUGUGGAUGACAUCUGGGUGGUGAGAUCCCUGGUUGGCCGGAUGACGUACCUCUAGGCACAGGGGCAGCUCUCAUCAGGGACCCUGGGCUUCGCUGCCUUGCCCAGUGUGACCAGACACCGCCCAGGCCCAGGUGGAGAGUCGGGGCAGGCCUUGGCUCCCAGUCCUUCUGAGGCCCCGUGUGGAGUGGUUGUAGCCCAAGGCAGCUGGAGCGGCUCUCUCCUCCUGGAGAGGUGGGGGUACCACUGGCUGUGAUGGGAGGGCCGGCGCCCAGGCACAGAGCAAAGCAGGGCAGGUGUGGGGCGGCACAACCCGGCUCUCCUGCAUAACACUCAUAGGGCAGGGCGCCCACGGGGA
Messenger RNA from Neomonachus schauinslandi (Hawaiian monk seal), 1815 nucleotides. RefSeq names its product acid phosphatase 7, tartrate resistant (putative) (gene ACP7). The record is from RefSeq and is a predicted model, not a curated record. Gene Ontology annotation, molecular function: acid phosphatase activity; metal ion binding. The transcript is spliced from 13 exons. The coding region runs from base 199 to 1515 and encodes 438 amino acids. Lineage: Eukaryota; Metazoa; Chordata; Mammalia; Carnivora; Phocidae.